AUGUCUCGACAAGGCAAACAAGCCCUUGUCACAGAUGGCAGACCUAUUUCCCUCCACGACUCCGGCUAUGUCCCUGCCGGUCCCAAAUGCUGGCUGCGGCUGAUAGGCCCGGACGUUCGGCGAGUUGAGCACAGUGACGGGCAGCGAGACAAGCCAGACCCAGAACAUCUGAAAGACCCAGAAGCCCAGGAAGGGAAAGAACUUGUCGCGCUUGUCGUCGAACCUGUCAUCCUUUCCGGUCUUGAGGAUGCGAAACAGCAGGAAGCCCGACAGUCGCAGGCCCCAGACCAUCAUGAAGACGGACACGACGAUCUGGCGUACAUCGGGACUGCCGGAGAAGGCGAGGGUGAUGAUGGCAAGGACCACAAAGUUUGUGCCACCGGCAAAGUCGGUCAGUUUGUCGAAUUUAAAGGAGAAGGCGAUGGCAAAGAAGAAGAGCUGGUAGGCCACCGUGAUAAGGAGGGUGAUGGCAAGGUAAUAGUCGUCCAGCACGUGGACGAUCGGAGACAUUGCGAAGAGAAGGCGAGUGUUAUUCCAGAAUUAUUCACUGUUAAGUAG
Molecule: messenger RNA, 558 nt
Organism: Pyricularia pennisetigena
Lineage: Eukaryota; Fungi; Ascomycota; Sordariomycetes; Magnaporthales; Pyriculariaceae
Exons: 2
Coding region: 1-558 (185 amino acids)
Source: RefSeq, a predicted model, not a curated record